AUGUUUGGUACUGAUGUGAAAAUUGGUUUGUCAUCAUCUUUACUACCAGCUGAAACAGUGGAAAAAUUAACCACUGAACAAGAAUUGGAAGAAAUAUUGCAAAGUGUCGUGUCAAACUAUGAACAAAGAGAAAAUCAUAGUGUUUCCGAUAAAGAGGACAGUACUGUAUCUAAUUGCUGUGAAUCGUGUGGCUGUACUCUUGGUAAUGAACAAACAUCUAUUUGUGGUUUAUGUGAUAAAAAAAACACCAUAGAAAAUGAGAGAAGCAAUUCAAAAUUAUCGCUUGAGCAACAAGCAAAAAAAAUGAAGUUCAGAUCCAUCAACAAAUUCCCACCAUGCAAUGUUGGCGACACAGUUAGAGUCAAACUACCAGAAGUAGACAGAAGUAAGGGUGAUCCACAGAAUGUACUCUUUGCGGUUGUGUCUAUAAGUGAUAAUCAAUAUUACGAACUCGGUAAUAAAAAUGGCACUCUUCAUCAACUUUAUUCCAGAAAUCAAUUCACUAUAAUAUUAUGCUCUGAACCAUUAAUAGAUAUUUUAGAAGUUUUAGCCACAAAAAAUCUUUGCGUGAAAUAG
Macrosiphum euphorbiae (potato aphid) is the source of this 576-nucleotide messenger RNA. The record is from the annotation of a GenBank genome assembly. Lineage: Eukaryota; Metazoa; Arthropoda; Insecta; Hemiptera; Aphididae.